AGGAGAUUGAUAUAUGGAGUAAAUACUACAGACUGUGUGGAGGCGCUUGGACCACUGGUGCUUUGGAUAUCGCUGGAGACGCGAACGGUCUGCAGCGCGCGGACACUGAUCUACCUAAGGGCGUUUGGCAAGAAUCCAUGUCAAUGCAUGCCUUGUUUUAAGAACGAGGAAGCACCGGUAUUUUAUAGGUAGGAUACAGGAAAUAAAAGGUGAAACCUGUGAUUUGUUUUUUGGCCUCUCUAGCGUGGUGUUUUUGGUUUAAACGGCAGAUUAAACCCUGUGUAAGCUUCAUCACGGACGCAACAAACGGACACAUAGCCUAAAAGUUGCGAUUGGAGUAUUAUUGUAGUUUUUGUUAUGCCCGAAAUUAGUGCUUUAUGUGGAUUUUUGACGCUCGGAAAGGAAUCUAGCAUUUCAAUGACACUGACAGUGCCUUCUUUUUAAGUGAAUUUUAUAGACCUUCACGGCAAUAGCUCAUCUUGCUCAUUGUUUCUUUGCCACUACGCAAUAAAUAGCCUACUGACACAUGCUUUACAGCAGUCUCAUGUUGAUAAGAAAGGAUAGAUAAAGUGCUCAUAGUGGCAUAUUUUGCUCGAGAUAGUAUUCAGGCUGUUUAUGUAUUAAAGUCGCUAUCUCAGAACUGAACAGCGGUACACGUCAAGCGCUGCUCUAGCAUCACCGCUCAAUAUCGAGGACUGAACAUCUCAAUUACCAACAUGACGGAUGGACCGAGACAAAGAGGCAGCGCAGCCCCGAGCACCAGUGAGGAUGCAGCAGCAGACGCGGGGAAAGCAGCAGGACAGUCAUCGGUGGCGUUGAAGAAGGAGAUCGGUCUCGUCAGUGCUUGUGGCAUUAUUGUCGGUAACAUCAUAGGCUCUGGAAUCUUUGUCAGUCCAAAGGGAGUAUUGGAAAAUGCCAGUUCAGUGGGCCUGGCGCUCAUUGUAUGGAUCAUCACAGGCCUUAUAACAGCAAUUGGAGCACUCUGCUAUGCUGAGCUGGGCGUCACUAUCCCCAAAUCUGGAGGCGACUACUCUUAUGUCAAGGACAUCUUCGGAGGACUGGCAGGGUUUCUGCGGUUAUGGAUUGCUGUGUUGGUGAUCUACCCCACUAACCAGGCGGUUAUCGCUCUCACCUUCUCUAACUACGUCCUGCAGCCUCUGUUCCCCACCUGCUUCCCCCCAGAGAAUGGUCUGCGUCUGCUUGCUGGCAUCUGCUUGUUGUUGCUGACUUGGGUGAAUUGCGCUAGUGUGCGCUGGGCAACACGGGUACAGGAUGUCUUCACUGCAGGGAAACUUCUGGCACUCAUUCUCAUCAUCAUCAUGGGCCUCGUACAAAUCUGCAAGGGUGAAUAUUACUGGUUGGAGCCGGCCAAUGCUUUCCAGCCAUUUCAAGACUAUGAUGUCGGUUUGAUCGCUCUGGCAUUUCUACAGGGGUCCUUUGCCUACGGUGGCUGGAAUUUCCUCAAUUAUGUCACAGAGGAACUCGUCGACCCCUAUGUAAACCUCCCCCGUGCUAUCUACAUCUCCAUUCCCCUUGUGACCUUUGUGUACGUUUUUGCUAACAUUGCCUACGUUACUGCCAUGAGCCCUCAGGAGCUGCUGGCUUCUAAUGCUGUAGCUGUGACGUUUGGUGAGAAGCUGUUGGGAGUGAUGUCAUGGAUCAUGCCCAUCUCUGUGGCCUUGUCCACAUUUGGGGGGGUCAACGGCUCCCUCUUCACCUCCUCUCGGUUGUUCUUCGCGGGUGCACGUGAAGGCCAUCUCCCUAGUCUGCUAGCUAUGAUUCAUGUGAACCGCUGCACUCCAAUUCCAGCCUUACUCUUCACUUGCAUCUCAACACUUCUGAUGCUGUGCACCAGUGACAUGUACACACUCAUCAACUAUGUGGGUUUCAUCAACUACCUCUUCUAUGGUGUCACUGUUGCUGGGCAGAUUGUGCUGCGGAUUAAACAACCAGAUAUACACCGGCCAAUUAAAAUUAGUCUGGUGUGGCCUGUCAUCUACCUGCUGUUCUGGGCCUUCCUGCUGAUCUUCUCUCUGUACUCUGAGCCUGUGGUGUGUGGCAUUGGCUUGGCCAUCAUGCUUACUGGUAUCCCUGUCUAUUUCUUGGGCGUGUACUGGGAAAACAAACCCCAGUGUUUUAAUACAUUUGUUGACAAGAUGACGUACCUGGGUCAGAAGUUUUGUGUAGUGGUCUACCCAGUGGAAGACGAGAAGAAAAACGAAGAGUCUAGAGAUGAGAUGAUCGAAAUGAAGGAACAGUCGGUUCCACUGUCAGCAGAAGAUGAGGAGACACCGAAAUCAGCUGACUGCUGAACAGACACGUGGAGACACACUCAUUCACUCGCGUACGGGGUGCCGGACUUAUUCAGAUAGACACUGGAAAUCAAACUCAGAUUUUUUUUUUUCACAUACCACUAUGUUUUGCCUUUUCAUAAAGAGGGGGUUGCACUGGAGUGCAGUGGCUAAGCUCAGGAGAGAGAAAUGAACAGAGACUAGCUGCUCCACAGGUCAUGUGGUUUUGCUGUAGUGGUCUUAGAAAAUGUUCGACGUUCUCUCUAGUUGCUAGUCUCUUAGCAACUGCUUUCUACUCCAUCGACUGUGCGACAGAAUUACAACACUAAAAUGUGAGAUUACAGAAAGCCCUAAAGCUCUACAAUGUAUAGCCUAUAAACACUGGUUUGGAAGGGUCUGCAUUUUGCAAAAACUUCAUGAAACAAUCUUUUCUAUGAGAAACACAGAGAAUUGCAAUUCCAUUUUGAUAAAAAUGCCAAACUACAUCAUGGCUUCGCCUGAUAUGGCAGGGUUCAUUUUAUUUAUUUAUUUAUUAAUGAGUACAUUCUAAUGUUCUAAUUCUUACCCCCUCUUUAUUUCUCCUUUUUCAGUUCAGGUCUCUGUUGUAACACUCCCAGCAGAAAAUGUUUUUUUUAUAAGCCAAAGCUGUAUUUUAAUUUGACAUGUUCUUAUUUCAAGUGUAUUUCAUCACACCAAAACACUCAGAAACAUUUCCUUUUUUAUAUUUUGAUAUUUUGGAUUGUCUUAUUCUAAUCAUAUUCCUUUGUUAUUAUAAAAUUAUUAUUGUUCUUUAUCAUUUUUUUUCUCUGUUCUCUUUCCUGAAAGAAAGCUCUGGGAUCUUUUUUUAAUCAUCAUAUUUUUAAGGUAUAUAUUAAAGAACCAAUUGUGGUGGUUCAGAGUAGUUUUCUACCAGGUUACUCUGGUACUGAUACAAUUCUAGCUCUUUUAUUUGCCUUAAAACUUAAACGUAAACUGUAUUAUAGCUGUUAAAGAGUAUUUUGCUUUCUGAUAUUUUUGAAGAUAAAAAGUGUUCAAUGAAAACUUAAAGAGGCCAUUGUGAAGUUGAGUUGAGUGUUGUAACAGUAUCUUCAUCGUGUGGACUUUAGACAGAGAAUAUGGCUCAUGAUGCCAUCGGCUUUACAGCCACAGUCAUAACCCUCAAGUUCACACAGUUUAAUUAUUUCAAAAAAUGUACACAGAUGCAGAUUCAAAUUGCAGAGUGGUUUGGUUAUAUGUGGAAAAAAGAAAUAAAAACAAUAGUGGUGUAGCUAGUGUUUGUGAUGUAGCUGAAAGCCUGUGAGAAUGUAAUAGUUAUAUAGUUUUGGUCCUGUCAUUUAUUAUGUAAAUAUUCAAAAACUUGAAAUCAGUUAUCUCAGAAGAGCUUGUUAAAUUAGUCAUAUAAUGCACAAUAUAUCAUAAUUGUGUUAAUGAACUUUAAUGUAGGUGCAAUACAAAGGACUAGAAUCAAUCGAUCAAGCUAACAAACCUAUGAUUUAUUCAUAGUCUGGAUGAUUACAUUAAUAUACUAAAUAAACUACACACCAAAAUGAAACGAGCCUUAAAGAUAAUACAUUUUAAAUAUAUAUAUUAAUUUGUAUAAGUAAAUGAUAUAUGCUCAGUUCAAGAAUACAUGACUAAGGUGUUCGGUAUGUAUGUGUCACUUCUCCAUAUAAACGCAUAAGGCUUUUUAGUGGUCACAGGGUCUGUUCAUUGUGCCUCUGUGUUGAUGUCACACUUUUACCCACUUGUGAAGACUAUGGAAAGUGCCAGUUGUUCUCUUGUUGUAUUUUUUGUUUUUUAUUACUUUAUUUUUUUGCAUAUCUGUAAUGUGUAGGUGCUGUAUAAAAAGCAAUAUAAUAUAUUGAUCACAGUGUAAAUCAUAGCACAUCCAUUUUGCAUGAGCUUAACCCCCCACAUUCCUUAAGAGACUAUAAUAUCAAAUCUAUAACCAUCGCACUUACACAGUAAACACUGCCUUUUGGUUCCUCUGUCCUAAUCGAGUGGUGGCAAUACCUGUCGUUAUCAUCAGGUCAUCAAAGACUGACUGUGUAAACUUUGAACAUUGUAUGUAUCAUCAAAUGUGCAGAGCGUCUUUGGUUCUAGUAAUGCUGCUCCUGAGCUGUGUCUCAGUAUCCAGCACUGCCUACUGUGUGAUAAACACAAUGUAUAUUUUCUAUGGAACAUGCGACUCUGAUUGUGCAGCAAUAUUAAGCUUUCGUAUCCACACACACUAUCAUACAUGCGAUACCAAAAGCCAUGCAAAAUGAAUUCUGUUCAUUUUCACAUAGGUUCAUUUUCAAUUACACCAUUAGUAACAAAUGAUUGAUGUCAAUAUUUUGAAUGUCCUUGUCACAACUAUAUAAAUCAAUAAGAGAGUGACUUUUAUAGAUUAUAUUAAGAUAUGUACAGUCUAAAACGAUGAAAGUCAAUAAGGCUCAAAUUGCCACUGACACAAAACUGGGGGUGAACGGUUUGUACCAGAGUCUUCUUGUUUACUAUAGGUUUUGUAUUUGUUGAACAGUGUGUAUUAAAAGAUAAAUAAAUCUAUAUGCUGAACCAA
Ctenopharyngodon idella (grass carp) is the source of this 4851-nucleotide messenger RNA. RefSeq names its product solute carrier family 7 member 8a (gene slc7a8a). Gene Ontology annotation, cellular component: membrane. Gene Ontology annotation, biological process: amino acid transmembrane transport; neutral amino acid transport. The coding region runs from base 717 to 2312 and encodes 531 amino acids. The record is from RefSeq and is a predicted model, not a curated record. The transcript has 11 exons. Gene Ontology annotation, molecular function: L-amino acid transmembrane transporter activity; neutral L-amino acid transmembrane transporter activity. NCBI's taxonomy places the organism in Eukaryota, Metazoa, Chordata, Actinopteri, Cypriniformes, Xenocyprididae.